AUGCGGUCGCCGCGUACAAGACGCCGCAGACUCCGUCGCCCUGCGGCAGCCGCCUUGCCGUACUGCAGGAAGGGUCACAGGAAGAAGAAAGAUCGUCGUCGACGCGAAGGCAGCGGCGGCAUGACGGCGUCUCUCUCAGACGACUCGCUGGCCAGCAUCUUCACCCGGCUGCCGGACGCGGCGGCCGUGAUCCGCUGCGCCGCCACGUGCCGGCGUUGGGCCCGCGUCGUGGCCACGAGGGCCGCCAUCAUCUCCCGCUCCCUGCAGCCUCUGGGCCGCUUCCUGCCGGACCUCGCCGUCGGCGUCUUCCACCAGGAGAAAGACUGGCCCACCGCCCGCGGCCGUGACACCGUGCCGUCGCGCCCCUGCUUUGUCGCGAGGGCUCGCUUCCUCGGCGUCGGUGGUGGUCGGCAGCUUUGGGGACUAGAUGACGACGGCGGGCUCUUGGAUUACUCCCGCCCGGUCGCGUCCCGGAACGGGCGCCUCGUCCUCGAGCUCCGGCGUGAGGGCCGCGCCGUCGACGGCCUCAGGCUGGCUGUCUACAACCCCAUGACGAGUGACAAUAACAUCGUCAUCGUCCCACCUCUCAUCGUCUCAGCAGCACCAGGUGGCAAGAACAGCACGACGACGACACGCGACUACGGCUGCGCAUUGCUCACCGGCCACGACCUGCGCCCACCGCGCUGCCAGAGCUUCUUCCGUCUGCUGCUGAUAUACAACCGCAGACGCCGCCGCAGGGACUCCACCGUGCUUCGGUGCUACUCCUCGCACACCGGUCGCUGGGGACCAGAGGCCGAAUCCGACGUCAGGAUCCACGCCUCCAGGCUGCGCUGCAUCGGCCAAGCGGUGGUGCGGCGUGGAGUGGCCUUCUGGGCUCUGGAUCACGGCGUGCUCGGCGUGCGCCUCGAUCAUCAUACUGAUCAGGAUGGAGCCGUGACGGAUAUGCACUUGUUGCCUUACAACAUAAAUCAGCACUGGCCAGAGAAUAGGUUGCUGGGCGUCUCGGCGGACAAUAGACUCUUCAUGAUGCACGUUGGGGUCAGAAAUGGGCAGAACAAGAUCCUGAUAGCGAGUUUUUCAUACUUCGAGUUUCCCGAGGAAGACGACAUUCGCACCGGUAGAAGAGAAACCGUACGGGAGGACGCAUUCGUGCUGAUGCACCAGAUGAAGAUGGAACACCAUCACACCGGCAUCAAGCUGCGGUGGUUCGGCGACAAGAGUGGGCUCGUCUUGUUCACCAUGGGAGCACGGAGCGGGCAUGCCGGCACCUUCGUGUUGAACCUCUGGGAGGAAUUGGUCUACAAGGUGGCUGAUGACGGGGACUCAUGGAACAACUUGAUCGGGUAUGAGAUGGACAUGGCCGCGUACCUUGCCUCUAUAGACCGACAUUCCUUUACUUGA
Molecule: messenger RNA, 1401 nt
Organism: Triticum turgidum subsp. durum (durum wheat)
Lineage: Eukaryota; Viridiplantae; Streptophyta; Magnoliopsida; Poales; Poaceae
Source: the annotation of a GenBank genome assembly